Lytechinus pictus (painted urchin) is the source of this 4426-nucleotide messenger RNA. Its product is annotated as signal recognition particle receptor subunit beta-like. The record is from RefSeq and is a predicted model, not a curated record. Bases 23 to 811 code for a protein of 262 amino acids. NCBI's taxonomy places the organism in Eukaryota, Metazoa, Echinodermata, Echinoidea, Temnopleuroida, Toxopneustidae. The transcript has 5 exons.
UAGAGGGCAGUAUUCUGUAAAAAUGUCGGCUGCAAGCGGUGUUGACGUGUUGCAAGGGUAUUUUGAAAAUGUCAAAUCGGAGGUUUCAAAGCAAGAUCCCAUCAUUUUGGGUGUUGCAGUCGCAAUUAUUGUCAUUCUUUUCACCAUGGUCUUGCUGAGAUUGUUCAGAGGAAGUCGAAACAACCGCCGUUCUGUCCUUGUGCUUGGUCUCUGUGAGUCGGGAAAAACUCUUCUUUAUAGCAGGCUCGUUCACAAAAAGGCCAUCGAAAGCUACACAUCAAUCAAGGAGAACUCUGGGCCAUACCAGGUCAUAGGUCAAAGUUCAAUGUUACUUGAGGUCAUUGACAUCCCUGGCAAUGACAGGCAAAGGAUACAGUUCUGGAAUCGAUUCAAGACCCAAGCAAGGGGAGUGAUAUUCCUUGUGGAUAGUUCAAGCAUAACCAAAGAUUUGAAGGAGGUAGCAGAGUUCCUCUACACGCUCCUGAGCGAUUCAACAACCACCAACCUCAACACACCGUUCCUUAUAGCUUGUAACAAACAGGACAUCACCAUGGCGAAGUCGGCGAGGAUCAUCCAGACUCUCCUGGAGAAAGAAAUGACUACUCUGAGAGUAACCAGAGCUGCCACUUUAUCCAGCACAGACGGCUCAGCCGGAGACACCAACAAGUUCCUUGGGAAGCAAGGAAAGGACUUUGAUUUCUCCUACCUCUCCAAUCCUGUUGACUUUGUGGAGUGCAGUGCUAGAGGAAGCUCGGCCAGUGAUGAAGGCGAGCUCAACACCGUCUCAGAGUGGAUCUCAAAUCUAGUUUGAUAUGCCUAUGCUUCCUACUUUGACAAAAGGAAGCAAGAGCCAUAUUAACUGAAAUUAAGUUUCUAGUGUGCUUAUGUCUUACAAGUUGAUUUCUUCUUCCAGGCAAAAUUUUAUAGAAAUAUACUGAUCCUACUAUGGGAUAUAGCUGGUUAACCAUCUUGCCAAUGCAUUGGUGUCAGUCACAGAUUCGUUUUGCUCUUGAGAGGAAAUUACACUUGUGUUACUUCCUUUUGUCAAGGUAAGGCUGUGUGUACCUGACAAGGGAAGGCUGUUCCACGCUUCUCAUCCAUGUGACUGUAAUUUUGUUUAGAAAAGAUGUGCUCUUGACAUUCAUGUGUCCUUAUCUAGACCGAAAGGGGAAGGUGGUUCCAGGAGUGUUGACCACAUGCCCACAUUGGUAACUAAGGCACCUCUUCUAAGGUCAGUGCUGCAUCUAGCAUGAGUCUCAUUGUAUUAAAAGGAGCUAUGCAUGUUUUCUCAGUGGCUCUCCUGCAUUUCCCAUUGUCCAUCAUGAAAUGUGAGAAUUAGUCAUUGUGGUUCCAGGAUUGUUGACCACAUGCCCACAUUGGUAACUAAGGCACCUCUUCUAAGGUCAGUGCUGCAUCAAGCAUGAACCCUGCUGUUAAGUUGCUUCGCAUCUUGUCAUAACGGCUUUCCAGCAUUCCCCAUCGUCUUGUCUAAUUAUAAAAUGUAAGUGGGCAAUUCCAUGAAAUAUGUACGUCCGACCCCCUAUAUGUGGGACCUUAAUGAAAUUUUCUGUCUCUGAUUUCUUGUUCCUUUGACAGUCUGUAAUGUUCUCAAGUCAAAGGACCAUGACUUGAUCAGUUUAUGGAGUGAAGUAAGACUUGACAAAAAAUGGGGGUUGGACGUACAAAAAGGUUGAUCAUUUUAUGGAAUUGCCCAAUUUUAAAAGUCGCUUGUGGGUUCCCUGCAGGAAAGAUGUGGCUCUGACUUUUGACAAGGUGCCCAAGAAGAUUUGUACUCUUUGUUGAUAUCCAUGUUUUUUUUUUUUUAACUGGAAUAGAAACUGUCGGUGAUAUGGAUGCAAGUAUGGUUUCCCUCACAGACACCCACCCUGUAAAUCAUAUUUGUCAAAAGACAUAAUAGGUUUUGAAAUGAGUGUUAACUGCAUAUACCAAUGCUACCAGUGGCAAAAUGAAUGAAAUAUUUGGAAUUUUUGGUCCUCACAAGCUACCCCCCCAAAAAAAAAAAAAUCGAGGGGGGGGGGGGGAAUUGUAUCACUUGAAGAUUGGAUGUAAAUUGAUGUGGAUGUGUGAUCGGUGACACAACAAAUGCUUCUGUGACAUUCGCUCUGAUCUUGAUAUCUCAGAGGGCAUACGGUUAGAGUAAGAAUUAUAAUAGGUGUUUUUGGUUCAGAAUAAUGCAAUAAGGGUUAGGUUUUGGAGGUUCGGUUUUAUGUUCGGCUUAAUGUGCAGAUUUUCCUUCGGAGCGAUUGUCCCCGUAGCAAAUGUCAGGGAACAGUGAUCAUGCUAUUCAAGGGAGGGGGAUGAUGACACAAUACCCCCCCCACACACACGCAAGGUUUUCCGCUCAAAUCUACACCAGUCACAAGUUGUAGCAGAAUAAGUAAAGACAAGAAUAUUCAGUGUCUGUGGAAGAUGCUGAGGUGACACAGAAGUACUGUAUAAUGGUUUCUUUGAUAAGGAAGAAAGAGAUGACAAAAAUUGCUAUCCUCACCAACAUCUGACAAGUAAUUUCAACUCCAGAAAGUGCACACUGUAUUAUAUUCUGUUGUAAUAAUAUCUUGCCUGUGUACAAGUCGUAGUUGUCUUUUGAAUUCUAAAGAAACAUGAAAACACUUAAUAAGACACAUCUUGCAUAGGAACUAAUGAAAGUCUACUUUGAACUUUUGGCAAUUUUUCAUUUUAUUUUAGUAUUUUGUUCAUAGUUCCAGAACUACUAGUAUUCCUUUUCUUAUCAUUGAAAAAUGUUUUGUUAGACUCAUUACUUUUCUUUUGUUUUCUGAAAAGUUUCAUUAAAAUUGCAUGAUGUACCGUAUAUUCCAGUGGUACAAUGUUUUCCACAAUUUGUUUGCCAAAGCAAGUAUCCUUGUUUGUCAUCUGUUCAUUGAAAAGAUGUGUCAAGGUUCGAACAGACAUGAUGCAACAACACUCGGUCACAAAGUAUUGAGGCUGUCUCACAAAGAGUUCGGUGCAUGAGUGACUUAAAGUCACGUUAAGUGCCGACGUGCACAUAUCAUAUAAUGCGCAAUGUUAAUGAUUGUAUGAUUUGACCAAUGUGGUGAUGCCUUUUAAAUGGCGCGCAACUGGACAUUUAAGUGUGACUUAAUGUCAUACUUAACUCUUUGUGAAACACUCCCAGGUACAUGUAUACCAAUGGCAACCUAUUGCUAUUUUAUUUCCCAUAACUACAAUCAAAAUAACACAAAUCACUAUAUUCUUGCUCUUGCAUUUAAAAAAUAAAUUUACCUUUUCAAUUUUAAAGAAGAAAAUAUCCACAUUCAUACAGUAUAAAGGAUACUGAACACUCUUACUAGAUGUACAUUUAUAAAAAGCAAAAUCUUUAAUAAAUUUUAUAACAGUAAGCAUUGUACAUUUUAAGAAAUUUCAAUAUUUCAAUUGAGAUUUUAGUUUCAAGUAAAAUUUGUCCUUAAAAUAUGAAUAUGUAUUAUAAAAAAUUAACAAAAACGUAACAUAUCAACAGAGCCAAAGGAAAAUCACAUUAUGUAGGUAAAAAUGACCAUGUGUGGGGCAUGUGAAAAAACAAAUCUGCUUUUUAUUUUCUUGCACUUUUGUAUGGACUUGUAUUUUGUCCUUGUGACAAUUGAUGAUAAGUAUACUCUAUAUUUUGAAAUAUAUUGUUUAGGAAAUUUGAACAUAUACCCUAACUUGUAAUAAAAAUAGAUUGCUCAAUAUGAUUUCAGAUUAGUAUACAUGUACAUAUAUAAAUUAAAUAUUAUACACCUCAAUAUCUGUAUUAACAUUGUUUAAAAAGUCUCAUACCGGUAUUACAUUACUGAAUUCAUUGUAUACCUCAACAUCUAUAUCAACAUUUUUAAAGAAGUUUCAUACUGGUAUAUUAUUGAUAUACAAUCACAUCAAAUGUGUUUACACAUUCAUUGUCACAUUCUAUGAUGUCAUACCUGUUUGUAUGUUUCAAGUGCAUGAUAUAAUAUGUUACUGCUAAUAACAGGUAAGUACAAUUUUGGAAUCAUCAUUUUUGUUUGAAAGUGGAAAAGGAGAAGGGGGAAGGAGAAGGAGGAAGAAGAAGAAAAGUAAGGAGGAAGAGAACAAGGAGAAGGGGAUGAAGGAAGAGAAAGAGGAGAAGUAGGAUCAUAAGAAUGAUGAUGAUGAGGAGAAGAGUAAAGAUGAGAGGAAAAGAAGAGUAAAGAAUAGAAAUUGGAGAAGGGAGGAAGGAGGAGAAAGAUAUGGCAAGGAGGUGAGGAAAAAGAAGGGAGAGAAGAAAGAAGAAUUUUCCUUCCCUCACUUAUGACAUGCACAGGAGGCUACUUAACAUUGGAGGAAGUAAUUCAUAAAUAACGUUCACAAAGUAUGAAAGUAAAGAUCAUAGAAAAGGCACAUAAAUAUAAAAAUGUCUGCAUAUCUUUAAAGUAUACAAAAUCAAAUUAGAAUU